This is a messenger RNA of Didymodactylos carnosus, 1664 nucleotides long. Lineage: Eukaryota; Metazoa; Rotifera; Eurotatoria; Philodinida; Philodinidae. The record is from the annotation of a GenBank genome assembly.
AUGACUUUGCCGGCGCCGAAAAAACACAGUACCUUUGAAGAUACGAUAGUCCAAAAUGACCGACAUCAGACAUUACAGUAUAAUGAAACAAAGCGUCGACUUCCAAUUUGGAUUAUCGAUGAUGUUGAAUACAUUCUGCUAGAAGACAUUCAUAACGCAAUAUCCACUCGUAUUACGGCUUUAAUAAGAUCCAAUAAUGAUGCAAUAACAUGUGAAAGAGAUUCGAAAGGAAUAGAAUUAGAUCCGCCAAGAUUCAAAGCAUAUCCAGAUGAAUUACUUGAUUGUUACGUAUCUGAUAUUGAUGUGACAACAAAUUGCAAAACACAAGAGAAACUUGAUCUCAUAAUUGAUAAUCAAGGCAAAAUAUUAUCACGGUUAGAUGUUAUACUUCGUCAAGCAUACCAAUUAGCUGAAUUUACCGUACCAAGGUUCUUCAUCGUAAUGAUAGAGAAAAAGUCACUAUUGCACCCAGAUAACCUUCUAUAUAGUACAUACCGUUUAUUCUUUCUUUGUGAAUGUAACAAAGAUGAAAUGCAUUUAGCUUACCAUGAAGGCUACAUAAUCAAUCAGCCAAGAGAAUUUUUCAUUAAGUAUGGCCCUUACGUCAAAAACAUGAUUUAUGCUUUUAAAGCGUUUGGUACUGUUGCGGGUUUUAUUCUUCCCAAUUUCGCAUUCGCUCAACAAAUACCUAUACCGAAUAUACUCAAAGAUGGAAAAUUUUGGAAAGAUUUCGCCGAUAAAAUGAAUACUGUCGACAACGUUGUGAAUAAUGUUAUGGCUAAAACAACUAAUAUAACUCUAAAUCCAACUUCUUGUCAAGCAUAUGAAGGGGCCGAUUUAAGACAGUUAGAAAAGUUCUUGAAGAAAACAGAUGAUGGUCAAACAUUGGGUAAUUUGUAUCGAACAACAACUGAUGAAGGACACGUAAGAUGGGUGUGUAUAAAACAUUUUAACGAAAACUACAGUAAAACACGCAUGGAGGAGUUUGUAAGAUUGUUUGAAGCUAUGGGAGGUGAAUUUGACCAACAACAGGAUCAAGCAGUUGUUAACAAAGCAAUAAAUAUAAAAGCGUUCUGCGAAUUACUUCGCAAAGGUUUCAACAUGUAUAAAUUAUCCUUUAUUUCGUACGAGAUGCGUGAAAAAGACUUUGUUACUUUGCUGGAAACGAUCAGCCGUUCAUUUAUUAAAGAGUUGGAAUUGAGUAACAUCAAAGUAUCACCAGUACUCGGAUCAAAAAAAGCCUCACUAUACAUAAUAGGAUUGAUUGAAAAACAUUUAGCAACGAAACAGUAUUUAACAGUAUGCUUGGAUAUUCCGAAGUGUGAUGCAAUGUUCAAUGAACCGAAAUUUGCACAAAAGCUGUUAACUGAUCAGGGUAAUAUCCUAAUUAAAAUUGAUAAUAAACCAUAUACAAAGCAGCCGAUACUUGACUUAGGAUACAACCAAAUACUAGCUGACGGAGGUAAAGCUAUUGCCACAGCACUCAUGACAAAUCAAAUAGUAACAACACUUGACUUACGAUUCAACCAAAUAUCGGAUGAUGGAGCUAAAGCUAUUGCCACAGCACUCAUCACAAAUCAGACAUUAACAACACUUGACUUAGGAUACAACCAAAUAUCAGAUGAUGGAGCUAAAGCUAUUGCCACAGCACUCAUCACAAAUCA